This is a messenger RNA of Raphanus sativus (radish), 411 nucleotides long. Its product is annotated as amino acid permease 8-like. The coding region runs from base 1 to 411 and encodes 136 amino acids. The record is from RefSeq and is a predicted model, not a curated record. The transcript has 2 exons. NCBI's taxonomy places the organism in Eukaryota, Viridiplantae, Streptophyta, Magnoliopsida, Brassicales, Brassicaceae. Gene Ontology annotation, cellular component: plasma membrane.
AUGAAAAGCUUCGAUACGGUGCAUAAUCCAUCGGCGGUGGAAUACUGUGGCGCCAACUUCGACGAUGAUGGUCGGGAGAAGAGAACGGGGACGUUGAUGACGGCGAGUGCGCACAUAAUCACUGCGGUGGUAGGCUCAGGAGUGUUGUCGUUGGCUUGGGCUAUAGCACAACUUGGUUGGGUGGCAGGAAUAGUGAUUCUUGUAACUUUUGCCGUCAUCAAUUACUACACAUCCACUAUGCUCGCUGAUUGCUAUCGGUCGGACACCGGAACACGCAAUUGUACUUACAUGGACGUCGUCCGAGCUUACCUUGGUGGUAGGAAAGUGCAGUUAUGUGGACUGGCACAAUACGGAUGUUUCGUAGGGGUCACUAUUGGUUACACCAUCACUUCCUCCAUAAGCCUAGUGUAA